Hevea brasiliensis (rubber tree) is the source of this 1511-nucleotide messenger RNA. Its product is annotated as protein MIZU-KUSSEI 1. Gene Ontology annotation, biological process: hydrotropism. The transcript has a single exon. The coding region runs from base 537 to 1229 and encodes 230 amino acids. The record is from RefSeq and is a predicted model, not a curated record. Lineage: Eukaryota; Viridiplantae; Streptophyta; Magnoliopsida; Malpighiales; Euphorbiaceae.
AAGGAAGAGGGAGUCACCCACAAGCAAAAGAAAGGCAAAAUUUCCAAUGGAGAAGAAACUGUAUAGGAGGAAAGAUGAGCUGCACCUAAACAAUUAGUGAGAGUUUGGGAUGGGGUUUGGCAAAGCAUAAAGCAAGUGAUGUUGAUGCCCUUAGUAAUGAUCAGAGAGUCACAUGCCCAUGCCAACAUUUAGCAGUCCUUUCUUCUCAUCUUUUUGAGUUAUUUUUCCACAUUAUGUGGUCCGACCUCUCUUAUCUUAUCACAUUCAACCCCCGUCUCUUUUUUCAUCACUAAACUAGGUCACAUCAAACCAUUACUACUCAUGAUUCUUCCUUUUCUCUCAGCCAACUUGGAGGGUCUCUCCUUCUUUCCCACUUCAAUGAGUUUCCAACUCUAACCACCUUCUCUAACUCCUCUUCUUAAUCCCUCCCUUUAUGUGUAUCUUAUAGUUUGUCACUAGCUCGAAUACACCUUUCUUCCUUGAUAAUUUUUCUUUGUUAUUUCUUGAAUUUCAGACCCUUUCCAGAAUUCCUAACAAUGCCACCUGUGCACUCUAGCCCUUACUUCCAAAUGAAUAAUCCAGCUAUAUUGUCUUUGCUCCGGCUAACCGCCGGCGAGAAGCGCUCGAAAUCUAGUUCCGGCGGGCUUCUUAAAAUGUUCAAACUCUUCCCCAUGUUAACCUCGGGUUGCAAGAUGGUUGCACUUCUAGGUAGGCCUCGAAAACCCUUACUUAAAGAUAAUGCUACUACAGGUACCAUUUUCGGUUAUCGCAAAGGGAGAGUAAGUCUAGCCAUACAAGAGGAUCCUCAUUGCGUGCCUAUGUUUGUUAUAGAACUACCCAUCCAUACGAGUGCGUUUCACAAAGAAAUGGCAUCUGAUAUAGUAAGAAUCGCGCUAGAGAGCGAGACCAAGACUCAUAAGAAGAAAGUGCUGGAAGAGUUUGUGUGGGCUGUAUAUUGUAAUGGAAGAAAGAUUGGCUACUCUAUUAGAAGGAAGCAAAUGUCCGAUGAUGAGCUUCAUGUUAUGCAGCUUUUGAGGGGCGUUUCGAUGGGUGCAGGUGUUCUUCCAAGCCCAAAUGACAAGGAAAGUACAGCAGAUGGUGAAUUGACCUACAUAAGAGCAAGGUUUGAGAGAGUUGUGGGUUCCCAGGAUUCCGAAGCUUUGUAUAUGAUUAAUCCAGAUGGUGCACCAGGGCCAGAAUUGAGUAUUUUCUUUGUCAGGGCUCAUUAGAAAUUCUAGGCUCUAUGUCUAAACUUUAAUUUCUUGUUUAUUCGUAACAGGAAACGAGCUGGUGUGAUUUUCAGAUUUCCAGUCCCAUCCCAUGGAUUUUUCAGGGUUGAUCAGUGUUUGCAAUACCUUAAAUUAACACAAUUCCAUGCCAAUUACCUGGAAAUUAUUUUCUUUUCAUAACUGUAACCAGGAUAGUUUACUGCUGUUACAUUAAAAAGCCAAUUUCACAGGUGAAUUUCUGAAGUAUCAAUAUAAUAUAGCUCGUAAAUUUUCAUACAUGUA